Molecule: messenger RNA, 945 nt
Organism: Owenia fusiformis
Lineage: Eukaryota; Metazoa; Annelida; Polychaeta; Sabellida; Oweniidae
Source: the annotation of a GenBank genome assembly
AUGCUGUCACAGAUGCCAAAUGCUGUUACAGAUGCCGAUUGCUGUAAAAGAUGCAAAAUGCUGUUUCAGAUGCCAAAUGCCUAUACAGAUGCCAAAUGCCUAUACAGAUGCCAAAUGCUGUUACAGAUGCAAAAUGAAGUUACAGAUGCUGAACUCCAACCACAGAGCAUCAGCUGCAAAUUAGAUGGAGACUAUAACAAUACGCCAACACUUCUGAAGAAAAACACAUGCCAGGGGUUUAACUACCAUGCCGAUUCCUCCAGAUGUGAGAUGUAUACAAUAGUGGGUUGCAAGAUCUUUGAUAAUUUAACAGGAUGGAGAUAUGGUUGCAUUGAAACAGAUCAGCAAAGAAAUACAACAAUCAGGAACAUCAAUAUAGCACUUAAUAAACCUACAUAUCAGUCUAGCACCUAUGAUGGGAUUGCUUUUAAUGAGCCUGCUGGGUUGGCAGAAAAGGCUGUAGAUGGUAUCAGAAACACUCUAUAUGGAGAUGGUUCAUGUUCGCAUACAACUCCUGAACCAAAGACAUGGUGGAUCGUUGACCUAAGAGAGUCAUAUCGCAUUAACCAAAUUAUUAUUUGGAACCGACUAAAUUAUGAGUUCAGACUCCAUGACUUUUCCAUUGACACAGCCUGUCUGUUUGAUGGAGUGAACCCAGACAACACAAACUGGUGCAGACAGCAUCUGCAGGUCGGGACAUUGAAUGACAACCCUACAGCCAUUGCACUUCCACCAUCCGCAGUUGGUAGAUUCGUAAAGAUACAAAUGGAUGAACAAGGUGUCUUAGUUUUAUGUGAAUUUGAGGUCUACGUAGAGUAUGCUGCUACAUGUGUUUAGAUCCCUGGACUAUUCAUAGAGAAAAGAUUUAUCUCUUAAUAAAGCAAGGAUGGUCAUAUCAGAUAAAUAAAUAACUGGCUAUUAGAGCUAAACAAUAUACAGAGUAUG